Messenger RNA from Glycine soja, 459 nucleotides. RefSeq names its product protein MAIN-LIKE 1-like. The record is from RefSeq and is a predicted model, not a curated record. NCBI's taxonomy places the organism in Eukaryota, Viridiplantae, Streptophyta, Magnoliopsida, Fabales, Fabaceae. The transcript has a single exon. The coding region runs from base 1 to 459 and encodes 152 amino acids.
AUGUCUUCCUUCCAUUUGCCUGUCAGAGAGAUGGUCAUCACUCUGGAUGAUGUGUCUUAUCUGCUGCACUUUCCUAUGACAUGUAGACCCAUUGAUCAUGUCCUUUCACUCUUUGACAAAGAGGCAGUGAAGAUCUUGCUGAUGAGUCAUUUGGGCCUUUUGAUAGAGACAGAGGCUUCUGCAGCAACAAACACAGGUGUCAGGGUGAGGUUGAUGUGGCAAGAAGACCUUUACCACUACUAUGUUGAGUCAGACUCGUACGUUUGGAUUGUAACGACUUAUCUUUUGUAUUUGCUCAGCAGUACGAUAUUUGGUGACAAGUCCUCCACUCAUGUCCAUGUCACUAACGCUCAUUACAUCAACAAAUUGGAUGCUUGCCACGAGUACGCAUGGGGAGUAACUGCAAUGGCAUACCUCUACGACCAUCUUGCAUAUGCGAGCAAGUAUAGUAGCAAGUAG